Messenger RNA from Brassica napus (rape), 2881 nucleotides. RefSeq names its product protein TORNADO 2-like. Gene Ontology annotation, cellular component: plasmodesma; plasma membrane. NCBI's taxonomy places the organism in Eukaryota, Viridiplantae, Streptophyta, Magnoliopsida, Brassicales, Brassicaceae. The record is from RefSeq and is a predicted model, not a curated record. The transcript has 2 exons. Bases 2006 to 2797 code for a protein of 263 amino acids. Gene Ontology annotation, biological process: auxin-activated signaling pathway.
CUCAUAUUAGUUAAACAGAAACGAGAACGAAAUCACAAUUUUAUAAAGGUAAAAAAUAAAAUUACUUAUGGAGAGCCAAAAAUAAACAAAUCGAGAGCAGAAAACCUAAACCCAUUUUGUCGUUUUACAAUCGAUGUUGCCUAUCUGGUUAUAGUGAUUUGUGUCAGGCGCAAAACUUAAUUUCAUUUUGUGCAUUAAAGUUUUAAAAAUAACUAAAAUGAGCUAUAACACGUUAACUAUUCAGCAACGAUGAUACAUUUAAGAGACCAACAUUUGUAUUUGUCAUUUUACAAUCGAUAAAGAUUGUAUUGUUGCAAAAUGUUAAAACCAUUUAAUGAACAAACAUUAGUAUAAAAAACUCACUCAUGCGCGCGGAAUAUCAUUUAGUAAGAGUAAUAAAAACUAGACACUUUGCAUAUCUUGUUGUGUGUUAUAUACUAUUUUUAAUAAUUAUAUAUACUAGUUUUAGUUUGGGAAAAUGGUCAUUUAAAUCACCAACUUUCAAAUUUGGUUGGAAAAAAAACAUGAACUUUCUCCUAAACCAUUUAAAGCACCCACUUAUCUUGAAUAGCCACCUUAAACAUCAGCUUAAUUUGACUAAACAAAAUUAAAGACGACGUUAACAUGGAUAACAAAUUGAUUGGACAUGGUUAAUCGCCAUCUCUAAUCUAUGUUAAGUCCAAACGAUGUUGUUUUGAAUUUUUUUUAAAAAUUGUAUCUGAAAGGAAUUGAACCCGUGAUCAAAUCUACGAUCGUUUAUAAACCCAAACCACUAGACCAUUUACAAUUUUAAUAACUUGAAUAAAUAUUAAUAGAUAUUAUUAUUAAACCUCUAAAUCAUCUUCUCCCAACCUAAAUCCCUAAAUCUCUAAACACUUGCGAUCGGAGUUGCAAGGAUAUGGAUGGCAGAGAGAACUCGACUACGGGUUUUGGGAAGCACUACUGAUGAACAAGGAUGAAGUUGAAGAAGAUGCGAAUGCGAAGACAUGUUAGCUAGGUUCUUGUUCGAACCUAGUUAUCAAUAAAUUAAUGAAAUACAAAGAAGUUGUAUAAUAUUAAUAACAUUACUGCUCGAGCAAUAAAAGCAAACAAUGAUGGAGAACCAGGAAGAUCAACAAUGAUUGAUUUAGGGAUUUAGGUUGGGAGAAAAUGAUUUGAAAGUUUAAUGAUAUUAUCUAUUAGUAUUUAUUCAAGUUAACAAAAUUGUAAAUGGUCUAGUGGUUUGAGUUUACAACGAAUGUAGCUUUGAUUUCUUUCAAAUACAAUUUUAAAAAAAAAAUUCAAAACGACGUCGCUUAGACUUAACAGAGAUUAGAAACGGCAAUUAAUCCCGUCUUAUCAAUCCGUUACCCGAGUUAAUGUCAUCUUUAAUUUGGUUUAGUCAAAUUAAGUUGUGGUAACACGUGACUAGUCUGGAUCAUUUUUGUGGGGCCAGGAUACUUCUGUAUAUUUCAAAAAAAAAAAUAAUAAGUUGAGGUUUUAAAGUGGUUAUUCAAGUUAAGUUAAUGCUUUAAAUGGUCCAAGAGAAAAUUCAUGUUUUUUUCAACCAAAUUUGAAAGUUGGUGAUUUAAAGACUAUUUUUUUCCGUUUUAGCUUUGUAACAAAUAGUAACAAAAAUAUAUAUUCAAAUAUAUAACAUACAAUGUUGAUUUUUUUCUAUAUGAAGAAAGAUAAGGUCAAAAAUACCUAAUCUAAGAAAUGAUUACACCUUUGUCUUAUUUUACUUACCUCUUUUAUAUAUAAAAAUGCAAUUCAAUUUUCACAAAUAUGAUCAUUUGCGAUUUAUUACCCUAAAUUGUUUAAACAUGACAAAUACAUACAUUUUAUUUAGGCUCUUAUAUAUAACUCUAUUCACUUUUCACCCAUGUGAGUCUUCUCUCUCUUUCUAUUCUGUAGAUUUGUUGUUAAUUUGAACUACCCUUCUUGCUCUCUCUUUAAGUUAUUACCAUUACCCUAAAUUCCUUUCAAACCAAACAGAUUUCAAGAAACACACACAAAAAGAAAGAUGCCUCUAAGCAACAAUGUAAUAGGUUGCAUAAAUUUCAUCGCCGUCCUCCUCUCACUUCCAGUCAUUGGUGCCGGAAUCUGGCUCGCCAUGGGAACAGUGAACUCAUGCGUCAAGAUCCUUCAGUGGCCAAUAAUUAUCCUCGGCAUCUUGAUCCUCCUAGUGGGUCUGGCUGGUUUCAUUGGAGGGCUCUGGAGAAUCACUUGGCUUCUCGGCGUUUACUUAAUUGCAAUGCUUGUUCUUAUCGUACUUUUAGGUGUUCUUAUUGGAUUUACUUACAUGGUUACUAUUAAAGGCUCUGGUCAUCCAGAACCAAGUAGAGCUUAUCUUGAGUAUAGUCUUCAAGACUUCUCUGGUUACUUACGUCAAAGAGUUGAGAAAGCUGACAAAUGGGAUAGGAUUCGUACUUGUUUGAGUACUACUAACAUUUGUCCUGAACUAAACCAGAGAUUCAGUAUGGCUAUGGAUUUCUUCAAUGCUCAUCUUAGUCCCAUUCAAUCUGGUUGUUGCAAGCCCCCAACAAAAUGUGGCUUCACGUUUGUGAACCCUACUUACUGGAUAAAUACAAUAAAUGGAUCUUCAGACAUGGAUUGUCUACAAUGGAGCAAUGUUCAAAACAAUUUGUGCUACAGUUGUGACUCUUGCAAAGCCGGUUUGCUUGCAAACCUCAAGAUAGAUUGGUUAAAAGCGGAUAUCUCUCUCCUUUUGGCACUUAACGGUCUAACAAUCGUUUAUAUAAUCGGCUGUUGCCCUUUUCGAAACUCGAAAACUGAGGGUUAUACUGAUAUAUGAUCGGGAUGAGAAGUUUAGUGGCAAAACUGUGGUGAUGUUUAUUAAAUUAUAGUUUCAAAAUAAAAUAAAAUUUUUAUUAAAUUA